UCGCUGACUUCUUCAUUUCAUCAUUCACAUCUUCAAGCUGUAUUAGCCCUCAUGUCAGCACUCUUUGUGUGAAUAGGCAAUGCCUUCCCCUGUCCUGCAGCUCCCAGCAUCCUUCAGCUGUCUAUCUGGCCUUAACGCCUCCAUUAUUAACAUCCUCUGCUGCAUCUUCUUCUCACAAGUCCUAUAUUAGAAACACAUUUGACUGGCCUAGACUGAUCUUGCUCCAGCACUAAAAAUCUUUGUUUGUCCUCUCAUCUGAUUAUUUUGAUCUCAAACAUCUAAGACUUAAAUGUCCUUUCAAAAAAAGCCACUGUCUCUCAUUCAUUUUCUGAAUCUUUGAGCCUACAAGUCAAUCAUGUGGUCCACAUUCAUCGUUCAGGAUGAAGAGGUAAGGACGGUGAAUGCAUCUCCUGGAGUGCACCAACCUUCUGGUGGGCUGGAAGGGUUUUUGGGAUCACGGGGAGGACACAAACGCAGACACAGAACACACUCCAGUUCUGGAGAUGGCAUUAGCGAAAGCCAAGAGGGCAAAAUCAAGCUGACGUUAUUCAUGGCUGUAACCGGCAUCAUGCUUACUGUGCUCGGGAUGGGAACAGAGUUCUGGGUGGAGCUUAAACCAUCCAAGAGCUUCUACAACAAUCAGACGUGUCUAGUAGCACAUUAUGGCUUAUGGAAAUGCUGUACCAAGAUGAUCUGGGUGUCAGAUAUGGACCCAAAGCAGGAGAUCUGUGGGCAUUUGCACUUACAGGGAGAAUCCAAUUGCACCUUCUUUAAGUUCUACACCACUGGAGAGAACAUUGUCCUAUUUCAGAAAACGCCAGAAAAGGAUCUGAUAGUAGUGUCGGCCAUGUUUGCUAUCAUUAGUCUUUUCCUGAUGGUGAUGGGAUCUAUUUGCAUUAUCAUGGCAAUAAGCAAGGGUGUUCAAUUCUUCCUGAAGCCAGCCGCAGUUUGCUUCAUACUGUCAGGUGUCUUAAUAUUCCUCUGCCUCAUAGUUUUCCACCAAUCAGUGCUUUCAUUCUUAGCAAGUGACCAAUCCAUACCUCUUCACCAUGAAUUGUCAUGGUCAGUGACAUGUGUAGGCUGUGCCGGGGCUAUGGUGAUUGUUGCCGGGGCCUUGUUUUUAGUCCUUGUUCUUCCAUACAGUCCUUGGGAAAAGUGCUUGCCUAAGAAGAAGAGUGACAUCUAGUGGUGUGGGGGCUGAAGUGCAGGAACCAAGGCAACAUGAUACUGUGCAUAAAUUGGCACCAGAGAGGAUGCUG
Molecule: messenger RNA, 1259 nt
Organism: Carassius carassius (crucian carp)
Lineage: Eukaryota; Metazoa; Chordata; Actinopteri; Cypriniformes; Cyprinidae
Gene: cacng6a
Product: calcium channel, voltage-dependent, gamma subunit 6a
Exons: 4
Coding region: 356-1186 (276 amino acids)
Biological process (GO): regulation of calcium ion transmembrane transport via high voltage-gated calcium channel
Cellular component (GO): L-type voltage-gated calcium channel complex; membrane
Molecular function (GO): calcium channel regulator activity
Source: RefSeq, a predicted model, not a curated record